AUGUCCCAAAAAUCUACAGUCCAACCUCCUCAUUGGUCCCGCCCAUCACACAACUUCACAACUCCACGUCUCAUCCUUCGCAGUGCACUUUCCUCCGAUGCGCACCCAUUCACAAUUAUACGAAAUAACCCCCAAAAUAGACCGUUCGGUGGAGUAGUAGAUCCUGAUCUCUCAACCGAAGUACAAGCCCAGCGCCUCGAGGCACAAAAAAUAUCAACUGCCGCGGGGAAAAAUGCCUGGCUUGUAGUUAUUCUCAAGGAGGAUAGCGAGGAAAUAUCUAGAAGUGACAAUGUAAAAGAUUUGAGAGUUCAUGAUGGUUUCCUGAUUGGUAUGACGGGGUUUAAUUCUUUCCCAGUGGAAAAGUCAAAUGAUGGUACUGGUGAAGAUAUCCUAAUCGGUGAUAUUGGGGUGUUAAUAGAUUACCGGUUUGCGAGAAAAGGAUUUGCGUUGGAAACUUUGUGUGCGGUGGUUGAAUUUGGGUUUUAUGAAUUAGGAUGUGGUAAAAUUACGCUCGAGACAUAUGCUAUCAAUACGCCGUUUCGAGGUUUGAUGAAAGCGGCGAGGUUGGAGGAUGUGGUGGUUUUGCGGAGGAUUGGUGAUGGACCUCCAGAUCAGGAAGCUUAUUAUGAGUUUGGUGAACAGAAAUGGGAGGCUGUGAAGAAGGAAAUGGUUAGGGAUGAGAAAUGGCUGUUGUAA
Sclerotinia sclerotiorum 1980 UF-70 is the source of this 696-nucleotide messenger RNA. RefSeq lists its product with no specific name. The transcript has a single exon. NCBI's taxonomy places the organism in Eukaryota, Fungi, Ascomycota, Leotiomycetes, Helotiales, Sclerotiniaceae. Bases 1 to 696 code for a protein of 231 amino acids. Gene Ontology annotation, molecular function: acyltransferase activity, transferring groups other than amino-acyl groups. The record is from RefSeq and is a predicted model, not a curated record.